GAGGAGGCGCCGCACUGCGCCAGCUGCGCCCGGGGCGCCUCGCGGGUCUUCUGCGGCGGCGAGCACACGCUGGUGCGCGACCCUGAGACGCUGGCGGUGUUCCAGCUCGGCGCCUGCGGCCUGGGCUUCGACCACGACGACCCCUCCGCCGCCUCCCGCCCCUCCGCCUACGCGCGCAGGGUUCCGCUGCCGGGGCCCUCGUCGGCGGUCUUCGCCGGCUACUACCACAACCUGGUCAAGCUGAACGGCGGCCGGUGCCUCGCCUACGGAUGCGGGCGCCAGUCGCCCAGCUCGGGCGCUGCCAGAGGUGGUCCGCAAGCAUCGAAGUGCUCCCGGCUUCCUGCGCCACUCUGGAGCCCUUUGGGCCCUCUGGGCCUCGCGAGGGGUGCUCUGGAGCGCCCCACCAACGACGGGCAGCUGGUGAAUGGCAGCCUCUCGGAGGACACCCUCCCCGUGCCCACGCGCCUGCGCUUCGCGGAGGCCGCCGCCGGCGGCCACCACUCCGCGUGCCGCACCCUCUCGGGCGAGGCCUUCGGGGGCAGCACCGGGGGGGUGGUCUCGCAGCCGGGGCAUUACCACACAGCGGCGCUCGGUGAGGACGGGGAAUGGUACGUGUGGGGCUGCAACGAGCAGGGCCAGCUCGGCAGCGGGCGCCCUGGGGAGGAGCAGAUCACGGUCCCGAGGCGGCUGGCCGAGUGCGCGCCGGAGCUGCAGGGAGCACAGGUCGCGGCGUUCGAGGGCGGCUAUGGGUUCUCGCUGCUGCUAAUGGGGGACGGGCGAGUGCUCACCAUGGGGAACCACAGCGAGGGACAGCGCGCCGUGGACCCGGACCUGGACGAGGCGCCGCCCGUGAGCCAGGUGCCGCUGCCGGGGCCCGCGGAGGCCGUGGCGGCCGGCAGCCACCACGCCCUGGCCGUGGUCGGGGGCCGGGUGUUCGCGCUCGGCUCCAACGAGUACGGGCAGGUGGUCGGCGACGGCGCGGCGCCGGGCGGCAGCGAGGAGCACCGCGAGUGGCGGCCUCGGGCGGUGGAGGGGCUGCCCGAAGGCGACCCGGUGGUGCGGGUCAGCGCGGGCAUCCCAGGCAGCGGCAAGGGGUCUUCGCCGAGGUCGCCGUGGAGCAAGCGGACUGCCUCCGGGCGGGUCUUCCUGUGGGGCUGCGGGGGCAACGGCCAGACGGGCGACGGGGCCCUGCCCGCCAGCUCACCGGUGAGGGAGGUCGACCUGGCCGAGGUGGCGCGGCGGUGUCCUGCCGCCAGCGCUGCCGACUUCUCGGGCGUCGCGGAGUAG
Molecule: messenger RNA, 1287 nt
Organism: Prorocentrum cordatum
Lineage: Eukaryota; Dinophyceae; Prorocentrales; Prorocentraceae
Source: the annotation of a GenBank genome assembly